This is a messenger RNA of Brachypodium distachyon (stiff brome), 3990 nucleotides long. Its product is annotated as probable cellulose synthase A catalytic subunit 6 [UDP-forming]. Bases 149 to 3409 code for a protein of 1086 amino acids. Lineage: Eukaryota; Viridiplantae; Streptophyta; Magnoliopsida; Poales; Poaceae. The transcript is spliced from 13 exons. Gene Ontology annotation, biological process: plant-type primary cell wall biogenesis; cellulose biosynthetic process. The record is from RefSeq and is a predicted model, not a curated record. Gene Ontology annotation, cellular component: plasma membrane; trans-Golgi network. Gene Ontology annotation, molecular function: cellulose synthase (UDP-forming) activity.
CAAACAGCACAGCACAAUAGUAGCUGCCUACCCGUGUGGGAGUGAGAGAGCCUGGUCGGUCUCUCUCCCUCUCUCUCUCUCUCUGUGUCGAGCCGCCGCCGCUGCUGCCCGAGAGAUCCGGCGGGCGGGCGCAGUGGGUGGGGGAGCCAUGGAGGCGAGCGCGGGGCUGGUGGCCGGUUCGCACAACCGGAACGAGCUGGUGGUGAUCCGGAGGGACGGGGGCGCAGGGGCCGGCGGCGCGGCGCGGAUGGCGGAGGCGCCGGCGUGCCAGAUAUGCGGGGACGACGUCGGCGCGGGCCCCGACGGGGAGCCCUUCGUGGCGUGCAACGAGUGCGCCUUCCCCGUCUGCCGGGCCUGCUACGAGUACGAGCGCCGCGAGGGCUCGCAGGCAUGCCCCCAGUGCAAGACCCGCUUCAAGCGAAUCAAGGGCUGCGCGCGGGUGGCCGGGGAUGAGGAGGAGGAAGGCGUGGAUGACCUGGAGGGCGAGUUCGGCCUCGACGGCCGGGAGGACGACCCGCAGUACAUCGCCGAGUCCAUGCUGCAUGCGCAGAUGAGCUACGGCCGCGGCGGCGACCCGCAGCCGUUCCAGCCCAUUCCCAGUGUGCCACUCCUCACCAAUGGCCAGAUGGUUGACGACAUCCCGCCGGAGCAGCAUGCGCUGGUGCCGUCGUACAUGGGCGGCGGCGGUGGAAAGAGAAUCCACCCGCUCCCGUUCGCAGAUCCGAGCCUUCCUGUACAACCUAGAUCCAUGGACCCGUCCAAGGAUCUGGCCGCAUACGGCUACGGGAGUGUGGCCUGGAAGGAGAGGAUGGAGGGCUGGAAGCACAAGCAAGAGAGGAUGCAACAGCUCAGGAGCGAGGGUGGUGAUUGGGAUGGUGAUGGUGAUGCAGAUCUGCCACUAAUGGAUGAAGCUCGACAGCCCUUGUCAAGAAAAGUCCCAAUUCCUUCAAGCCGAAUAAAUCCCUAUAGGAUGAUUAUCAUUAUCCGGUUGGUGGUUUUGGGGUUCUUCUUCCACUACCGAGUGAUGCAUCCAGUGAAUGAUGCAUUUGCUUUAUGGCUCAUAUCCGUAAUCUGUGAAAUCUGGUUUGCCAUGUCUUGGAUUCUUGAUCAAUUCCCAAAGUGGCUUCCCAUCGAGAGAGAGACUUACCUGGACCGACUGUCACUAAGGUUUGAAAAGGAGGGGAAGCCUUCUCAGCUUGCUCCAAUUGACUUCUUCGUCAGUACAGUUGAUCCCUCAAAGGAACCUCCCUUGGUCACAGCGAACACUGUCCUUUCCAUCCUUUCUGUGGAUUAUCCUGUUGAUAAGGUUUCCUGCUAUGUUUCUGAUGAUGGUGCUGCAAUGCUUACAUUUGAAGCACUGUCUGAAACAUCCGAAUUUGCAAAGAAAUGGGUCCCUUUCAGCAAAAAGUUUAAUAUCGAGCCUCGUGCUCCAGAGUGGUACUUCCAGCAGAAGAUAGACUACCUGAAGGAUAAGGUGGCUGCAAACUUUGUUAGGGAGAGGAGAGCGAUGAAGAGAGAUUAUGAAGAAUUCAAGGUUAGAAUCAAUGCCUUGGUUGCCAAAGCUCAAAAGGUUCCGGAGGAAGGAUGGACAAUGCAGGACGGAAGCCCUUGGCCUGGAAAUAAUGUGCGCGAUCACCCUGGCAUGAUUCAGGUCUUCCUUGGACAAAGUGGUGGCCGUGAUGUGGAAGGAAAUGAGCUUCCUCGCUUGGUUUAUGUCUCAAGAGAAAAGAGGCCAGGCUAUGACCAUCAUAAAAAGGCUGGCGCAAUGAAUGCACUGGUCCGAGUCUCUGCUGUCCUUACAAAUGCUCCAUACAUGUUGAACUUGGAUUGUGAUCACUACAUCAACAAUAGCAAAGCCAUAAGGGAAGCAAUGUGUUUCAUGAUGGAUCCUUUGGUAGGGAAGAAAGUGUGCUAUGUGCAGUUCCCUCAGAGAUUUGAUGGUAUUGAUCGCCACGAUCGAUAUGCUAACAGAAACGUUGUCUUCUUUGAUAUUAAUAUGAAAGGCUUGGAUGGCAUUCAAGGCCCUAUUUAUGUCGGUACUGGAUGUGUCUUUAGACGGCAAGCGUUGUAUGGUUAUGAUGCUCCCAAAACAAAGAAGCCUCCGUCAAGAACUUGCAACUGCUGGCCAAAGUGGUGCUGCUGUUUCUGGUGCACCGACAGGAACAAGAAGAAGACAACAAAAGCCAAGCCAGAGAAGAAGAAAAGAUUGUUUUUCAAGAGAGCAGAAAAUCAGUCUCCUGCAUAUGCUCUUGGUGAAAUUGAGGAAGGAAUUCCAGGAGCUGAAAAUGACAAGGCUGGAAUUGUAAAUCAAGAGAAGCUCGAAAAGAAAUUCGGGCAGUCUUCUGUUUUUGCUGCAUCAACACUUCUUGAGAAUGGUGGAACCCUGAAAAGUACAACCCCAGCUUCUCUACUAAAGGAAGCUAUACAUGUUAUCGGUUGUGGUUACGAAGACAAGACUGCCUGGGGGAAGGAGGUCGGCUGGAUUUAUGGAUCAAUUACGGAAGAUAUCCUGACUGGGUUUAAGAUGCACUGUCAUGGUUGGCGGUCAAUUUACUGCAUUCCAAAGCGGCCUGCAUUCAAAGGUUCUGCACCUUUGAAUCUUUCUGAUCGGCUUCACCAGGUUCUCCGUUGGGCCCUUGGAUCUGUUGAAAUUUUCUUCAGCAAUCAUUGCCCACUAUGGUAUGGGUAUGGUGGCGGACUAAAAUUCCUGGAGAGAUUUUCUUAUAUUAAUUCUAUCGUGUAUCCAUGGACGUCCAUUCCACUCUUGGCUUAUUGUACCUUGCCGGCCAUAUGCUUGCUCACGGGGAAAUUUAUCACUCCGGAGCUUAGCAAUGCUGCCAGUCUCUGGUUCAUGUCACUCUUCAUCUGUAUUUUCACCACUGGCAUCCUUGAAAUGAGAUGGAGUGGUGUGGCCAUUGAUGAUUGGUGGAGAAAUGAACAGUUUUGGGUUAUUGGAGGUGUUUCUGCACAUCUCUUUGCUAUAUUCCAAGGACUUCUGAAGGUCCUUGCUGGUGUCGAUACCAGCUUCACAGUGACAUCAAAGGGUGGAGAUGACGAAGAGUUCUCAGAGCUAUAUACUUUCAAAUGGACGACAUUGCUGAUACCCCCAACUACUCUGCUUAUGUUGAACUUCAUUGGGGUGGUAGCUGGAAUUUCCAAUGCGAUCAACAAUGGAUACGAGUCAUGGGGGCCUCUUUUUGGAAAGCUCUUCUUCGCAUUCUGGGUGAUUGUCCAUCUAUACCCAUUUCUCAAAGGUUUGGUCGGAAGACAAAACAGGACGCCAACAAUUGUCAUUGUCUGGUCCAUUCUCCUGGCUUCGAUCUUCUCGCUCCUGUGGGUCCGGGUUGAUCCUUUCCUUGCAAAGAAUGAUGGCCCUGUUCUGGAGCAAUGUGGUCUGGAUUGCAACUAAGCUGCUUUCUGGGCGUCAAUUCAAGCUUGAGGCACCACUUUUUUGGAAUUCUUUCCUGUAGAUAGAAAAUACAGAGACAUCUGGCAUUCAUUUCAUUCCAUGGUGGUAGGUCAGCCUUCUUGGGGAAAUUUCAGGCCAAUUGGGGCUAUGACCUGUGCAGUUCUUCCACAGAAGGUAGCCUCUGCUACUGCUGUCCAUUCUUCACAAUUCUUUAUUUAUUUGGGAGGGAAAUACAUCUGGUGUGCUCCAUUGAUCAAGAUUGCUUCAACCGAGUAUGGCCUCGCAGCAAGGCAGGGAUUGAUCUACCAUCUGGAGUGAUGAAGAUGCCAGGUGUUUAUUUAGAACUAUUAAGUUAUGCACAUUCCGGAGUUUGUUCAUUCCACGUCCCAUACAGUCGACAAUAUGCUAGCAUGGACAGAUGAGUAGGGUUUUAGCAACGUACUUCAAUUGAUCUUGAUGCUGUAAAACUGCCCGUUUGCGGAAACUCGUGGUGGGUAGUGUUGAUUGUUUAUGUAACAAUAUGUAUACUAUUACGGGACUGCAAAUGCCCAAAGAAUGAAAUAUUUCACAUUGGCCAUCCA